AUGUCCUUCAAGGGCGCCCGGCUCAGCAUGAGGAAAAGAGGGAACGGUACGCCGGACAGCACCCGGACCCUGUACUCCAGCGCGUCUCGCAGCACAGACGUGUCCUACAGCGAGAGCGAUUUGGUGAAUUUCAUUCAAGCAAAUAUUAAGAAACGGGAAUGUGUCUUCUUUACCAAAGAUUCCAUGGCCACGGAAAAUGUGUGCAAGUGUGGCUAUACGCAGAGCCAGCACAUAGAAGGCACCCAGAUCAACCAAAAUGAGAAAUGGAAUUACAAGAAACACACCAAGGAAUUUCCCACUGAUGCUUUUGGGGAUAUUCAAUUUGAGACUCUGGGGAAGAAAGGGAAGUAUAUCCGACUGUCCUGCGACACGGACGCGGAGACCCUCUACGAGCUGCUGACCCAGCACUGGCACCUGAAAACGCCCAACCUGGUCAUCUCGGUGACCGGCGGCGCCAAAAACUUCGCCCUGAAGCCGCGCAUGCGCAAGAUCUUCAGCCGCCUGAUCUACAUCGCGCAGUCGAAAGGUGCCUGGAUUCUCACUGGAGGCACCCAUUAUGGGCUGAUGAAGUACAUUGGAGAGGUAGUGAGAGAUAACACCAUCAGCAGGAAUUCAGAGGAGAACAUAGUGGCCAUUGGCAUCGCGGCUUGGGGCAUGGUCUCCAACCGGGAACCCCUCAUCAGGAAUUGUGAUGUCGAGGGAUAUUUUUCAGCCCAGUACAUUAUGGAUGACUUCAAGAGAGACCCUCUGUACAUCCUAGACAACAAUCACACCCACCUGCUGCUCGUGGACAACGGCUGCCAUGGACACCCCGCAGUCGAGGCAAAGCUCCGGGAUCAGCUGGAGAAGUACAUCUCCGAGCGCACUAUUCAAGAUUCCAACUACGGUGGCAAGAUCCCCAUUGUGUGUUUUGCCCAGGGAGGUGGGAAAGAGACUUUGAAAGCCAUCAGCACCUCCAUCAAAAGUAAAAUUCCCUGUGUGGUGGUGGAAGGCUCCGGGCAGAUUGCCGAUGUGAUCGCCAGCCUGGUGGAGGCGGAGGAUGCCCUGACGUCAUCCAUCAUCAAGGAGAAGUUGGUGCGCUUCUUACCCCGCACGGUGUCCCGGCUGCCUGAGGAGGAGAUCGAGAGUUGGAUCAAAUGGCUCAAAGAAAUUCUCGAAAGUUCUCACCUAUUAACCGUUAUUAAAAUAGAAGAAGCUGGGGAUGAAAUUGUGAGCAAUGCUAUCUCCUAUGCAUUGUACAAAGCCUUUAGCACCAAUGAACAAGAUAAGGACAACUGGAAUGGGCAGCUGAAGCUUCUGCUGGAGUGGAACCAGCUGGACCUAGCCAGUGAUGAGAUUUUCACCAAUGACCGCCGGUGGGAGUCUGCUGACCUUCAGGAAGUCAUGUUUAUGGCUCUCAUAAAGGACAGACCCAAUUUUGUCCGCCUCUUUCUGGAGAAUGGCUUGAACCUGCAGAAGUUCCUCACCAAUGACGUCCUCACCGAGCUCUUCUCCAAUCACUUCAGCAUGCUGGUGUAUCGGAACCUGCAGAUUGCCAAGAAUUCCUAUAAUGACACCCUCCUCACGUUCGUCUGGAAACUGGUUGCUAACUUCCGAAGAGGCUUCCGGAAGGAAGACAGGAAUAGCAGGGAUGAGAUAGACAUAGAGCUCCAUGACGUGUCUCCUAUUACUCGGCACCCCCUGCAGGCACUCUUCAUCUGGGCCAUCCUUCAGAACAAGAAGGAACUUUCCAAAGUCAUUUGGGAGCAGACCAAGGGCUGUACUCUGGCAGCCCUGGGAGCCAGCAAGCUUCUGAAGACUCUGGCCAAGGUGAAGAAUGACAUCAAUGCUGCAGGGGAGUCUGAGGAGUUGGCAAACGAGUACGAGACCCGAGCAGUGGAGCUGUUCACGGAGUGUUACAGCAGCGACGAGGACUUGGCGGAACAGCUCCUGGUCUAUUCCUGUGAAGCUUGGGGCGGAAGCAGCUGUUUGGAGCUGGCGGUGGAGGCCACGGACCAGCAUUUCAUCGCUCAGCCCGGGGUCCAGAAUUUUCUUUCCAAGCAAUGGUACGGAGAGAUUUCCCGAGACACCAAGAACUGGAAGAUUAUCCUGUGUCUGUUUAUUAUACCCUUGGUUGGCUGUGGCUUUGUAUCAUUUAGGAAGAAGCCCCUCGACAAGCACAGGAAGCUCCUGUGGCACUACGUAGCCUUCUUCACCUCCCCAUUUGUGGUCUUCUCCUGGAACGUGGUCUUCUACAUCGCCUUCCUCCUGCUUUUUGCCUACGUGCUGCUCAUGGAUUUCCACCCCGUGCCGCAACCCCCGGAGCUGGUCCUCUACGCGCUGGUCUUUGUCCUGUUCUGUGACGAAGUGAGACAGUGGUACAUGAAUGGGGUGAAUUAUUUUACUGACCUGUGGAACAUCAUGGAUACGCUUGGGCUCUUUUACUUCAUAGCAGGGAUUGUAUUUCGGCUUUACCCUUCUAACAAAACCUCGCUGUACUCCGGACGAGUGAUUUUUUGCCUGGAUUACAUUAUAUUCACGCUAAGGUUGAUUCACAUUUUCACGGUCAGCAGGAAUUUAGGACCCAAGAUUAUAAUGUUGCAGAGGAUGCUGAUCGACGUGUUCUUCUUCCUGUUCCUCUUUGCCGUGUGGAUGGUGGCCUUCGGCGUGGCCAGGCAAGGGAUCCUCAGGCAGAACGAGCGCCGCUGGAAGUGGAUCUUCCGCUCGGUCAUCUAUGAGCCCUACCUGGCCAUGUUCGGCCAAGUGCCCAGCGACGUGGAUAGUACCACGUACGACUUCUCCCACUGCACCUUCACUGGGAAUGAGUCCAAGCCCCUGUGCGUGGAGCUGGACGAGCACAAGCUGCCCCGCUUCCCCGAGUGGGUCACCAUCCCCCUGGUGUGCAUCUACAUGCUCUCCACCAACAUCCUGUUGGUCAACCUGCUGGUCGCCAUGUUCGGCUACACCGUGGGCACCGUCCAGGAGAACAACGACCAGGUCUGGAAGUUCCAGAGGUACUUCCUGGUGCAGGAAUACUGCACCCGCCUCAACGUCCCCUUCCCCUUCGUGGUCUUCGCCUACUUCUACAUGGUGGUCAAGAAAUGCUUCCGGUGCUGCUGCAAAGAGAGGAGCACUGAGUCUUCCGCCUGCUGUUUCAAGAAUGAAGACAACAUGACUCUGGCGUGGGAGGGUGUCAUGAAAGAAAAUUACCUUGUCAAGAUCAACACAAAAGCCAGCGACACAUCAGAGGAAAUGAGGCAUCAUUUUAGACAGCUGGAUACAAAGCUUAAUGAUCUCAAGGGUCUUCUGAAAGAGAUUGCUAAUAAAAUCAAAUAAAACUGCAUGGACUCUAAUGGAGAAAAAUCGAAUUCUAGCAAGGUGGUAUCAGACAUCUAAAUGGAAAAGAUUCAAGGGAUGCUGCUGAAGUUUUGUUCCCGCCUAAAUGAGAAUUGUUCAGGCCCCUGGGUGCACAGCGAUGGUUUUAAUCACCCCAGUGUGCUCAAUCUGAGAAUAAAAUGUGUUCCUGAUUUUACACGAAAGAUGGAUGUAAAGGAAGAACAUCUCCUACAACUUGCUUCCCCUGAAGGCUGCCCUAUUACUUUCUGAGUCUCAGUGGCCAGAACCUGCUGUUGAUAGUUUAAACUGUACUGUGUCUUCCUGUUUCCUUCUCUCUUCCUCCUUUGACCCAUGCAUAUUAGAGAAUAUCUCUCCUAGGAACUGGAACCUCGUCAUGAUUUUCCUCCUGUAUUGUUAUUUUGUUUAUUUCUGAUUGAUUCUCCAUUAUUUUUUUUUUUGUAUAGUGUGACUAAUUAGCUGGCGUAUUGUUAAAAGUCUCCCCAGUCAGGUCAGAUUCUAAAAACAUGCUGCAGCAAGAAGACUCUACUUUCUUCAGGAGAAACUAUUUUCAUUUCUCAUUAUGCUUUUAUUCAUUAAAGCAGGUGAUAAGACAGCAUCUUCCUGUCUCACACUCACCAGGAACUCCACUUGAAGGGAAUAUCCCCUUCCUAACAAUGUGAAAAGGCACCUAAAAAUGAAAUCCUUAGAGGUGCAUCUGAUUUUGUUUUCACUGGGUGUUCCUCUUUCUCCUCCUAUUUAUUAUUUUCCUAUUAAAAAUAAUUCGUGGAUAUUAUAGAAAAUUCAUGGGUAUUAUAGAAAACACAGACUACAUGGAAAAGUAGAAAAUAUAGUCUCACUACCUAAAGGUAAUCACUGCUAACAAGUCAGGAUGUUUUUCCAAGUCUGUUUUUUUUCUAUGCAUGUUUUAUUUCUCUUUUAAAAUUUUACAUAACGUCAUCAUACC
This is a messenger RNA of Balaenoptera musculus (blue whale), 4279 nucleotides long. RefSeq names its product transient receptor potential cation channel subfamily M member 8 (gene TRPM8). The coding region runs from base 1 to 3315 and encodes 1104 amino acids. The record is from RefSeq and is a predicted model, not a curated record. Gene Ontology annotation, biological process: calcium ion transmembrane transport. The transcript has 25 exons. Gene Ontology annotation, molecular function: ligand-gated calcium channel activity. NCBI's taxonomy places the organism in Eukaryota, Metazoa, Chordata, Mammalia, Artiodactyla, Balaenopteridae. Gene Ontology annotation, cellular component: membrane.